AUGGCAGCGACCUCAACAACAAUGGCUCUCUCCUCCUCCUUCGCCGGCAAGAAGGUGAAUCUCUCCCCCUCCACCGCCUCCGAUAUCUUCGGAAGCGGACGAGUCACGAUGCGGAAAACCACCUCCAAGCCCAAGCCCGCCUCCUCCUCCAGCAGCCCGUGGUACGGCCCGGACCGCGUCAAGUACCUCGGCCCAUUCUCCGGCGAGCCCCCGAGCUACCUCACCGGCGAAUUCCCCGGCGACUACGGCUGGGACACCGCGGGCCUCUCUGCCGACCCAGAGACCUUCGCCAAGAACCGCGAGCUCGAGGUCAUCCACUCGAGGUGGGCCAUGCUCGGCGCCCUCGGGUGCGUCUUCCCGGAGCUCCUGGCCCGCAACGGAGUCAAAUUCGGCGAGGCCGUUUGGUUCAAGGCCGGGUCACAAAUAUUCAGCGAGGGCGGGUUAGAUUAUUUGGGCAACCCGAGUUUAAUCCACGCACAGAGUAUAUUGCCCAUAUGGGCCACACAAGUGGUUCUGAUGGGCGCCGUUGAAGGGUAUCGUAUUGCAGGUGGGCCUCUUGGUGAGGUAACCGACCCGUUGUACCCGGGUGGGAGCUUCGACCCGUUGGGCCUGGCGGAUGACCCGGAAGCUUUCGCAGAGCUUAAGGUGAAGGAGCUCAAGAACGGGAGGCUUGCCAUGUUUUCCAUGUUCGGGUUUUUCGUGCAGGCCAUUGUUACAGGAAAGGGCCCGUUGGAAAAUUUGGCGGAUCAUCUUGCUGACCCGGUUAACAACAAUGCUUGGGCCUAUGCCACCAACUUUGUCCCCGGGAAAUGA
Molecule: messenger RNA, 813 nt
Organism: Striga asiatica
Lineage: Eukaryota; Viridiplantae; Streptophyta; Magnoliopsida; Lamiales; Orobanchaceae
Source: the annotation of a GenBank genome assembly